ACGAACGAUACGAGCGGUGAAUGUUUGCCUUCACCGAGCUCGCGUCUGUUUGUCUAAAAGUUUGUAAAACAGUUCAAAAUCCGCUGAAGUUUUCGUUUCUUUUAAGUUUUUAAGCGUAAGGUGUUAAACCGGUUCUAGCGGUGUAAGAACAAGCCAUAUUUCACAUUUUGCUUACGUAGAACGGCUUGCGAGUGACUCAGAAGAAAGCAAACAUUUCGCAAACCACUGCGAAACGAGUUGAGAGACGACGUAAAAUGUGCAGUGAGAUUAACGACAUCAAUGCGGAGCCAGUAUCAACUAAUCCGGCCGACUACGGAAACAACCUAAGAAUUAUUGACUGCAGUGAUCAGAUACGGGACCUGCAAACAAUCAUUCGAGAUAAAAACACCACGCGGAGUGAUUUUAAAUUUUACGCCGAUCGGCUAAUACGGUUAGUGAUAGAGGAAAGUCUAAAUCAGCUGCCAUACACAGAUUGCUCGGUAGUGACACCGACCGGAGCGAUCUACGAUGGGUUGAAGUAUCGAUCCGGAAAUUGCGGCGUUUCGAUUGUUCGCUCGGGCGAAGCGAUGGAACAGGGACUACGCGAUUGCUGUCGAUCGAUUAGGAUAGGAAAAAUUCUGGUUGAAUCUGAUGCGGAAACACAUGCUGCGAGAGUUGUUUAUGCGAGGUUCCCAGAUGACAUCGCCAGACGGCAAGUGCUGUUGAUGUACCCUAUCAUGGCCACAGGAAACACCGUUAUACAGGCGGUGAAUGUCCUAAAAGAUCACGGCGUUCCGGAAACAUCGAUAAUCCUUUCCAAUCUGUUCUGCACCCCGGUGGCUGCCUCGAUGGUGGUGAAAGCUUUUCCGGACAUGAAAAUUCUUACCUCAGAACUGCAUCCGGUGGCACCGAACCACUUUGGGCAGAAGUAUUUUGGCACGGACUAACCCUCUACAACCGCUUGCCACUGGUUGGUACUGAUACCGCUAUACUAGAUGUAACCUUCGGGUGCCACACUGCGUCACAUAUUUGUAACUUAUUUAUUAUUUAGUGCUUUUUUGCAAUCCCUUACGGUAAGAGGUUGUCGCGUCCCUUUUGUCAAAAUUUUGACUAGUACAGUGUAUGUCUCAAAAACUAGAACAAGUAAACUGAUAUUUAGAUACAGUCAAUAU
Molecule: messenger RNA, 1151 nt
Organism: Sabethes cyaneus
Lineage: Eukaryota; Metazoa; Arthropoda; Insecta; Diptera; Culicidae
Gene: kri
Product: uracil phosphoribosyltransferase homolog
Exons: 4
Coding region: 255-926 (223 amino acids)
Source: RefSeq, a predicted model, not a curated record